Molecule: messenger RNA, 3396 nt
Organism: Vairimorpha ceranae
Lineage: Eukaryota; Fungi; Microsporidia; Nosematidae
Product: endoribonuclease dicer
Exons: 1
Coding region: 1-3396 (1131 amino acids)
Biological process (GO): RNA processing
Molecular function (GO): ribonuclease III activity
Source: RefSeq, a predicted model, not a curated record
AUGAAUUUUAAUGAAAUUAUUACGAAAAUUGAGACUUUAGGUAUAGAGUCUAAAAAUGAAUAUAAAAGAGAAAUAGAACAAAUCAUGGCUAGUAAUGAUAAGUAUUUAUUAAUAACUGAUGAUAAAUUAUUUUUAUCUAAUUAUAAGCUGAAAUUUGUAGAUCUUAUACCUUUUAUUAAAGAGACCAGUAAAUUGUGUAUUCAUCCUUCAAAAUUUAUUUUUUUAGCCUGGCAAGGUCUUAUAAAUGUGUACCAUUAUGAUGUUAUUAUAAUAAAUUGUGAGAUAAAAGCAGAUUUUAUACACGCCUUUAAAAUAUUUUAUAUAGAUGGCAUUGCAUAUGAUCUAAAAAAGCCUAAAUGUAUUUCAUUUAUAAAAGAUCCUACAGAUGAUUUCUCUAUUUAUUUUCAAUCUAUUCUAGCCAGUAAGCAAGAUGAUGAUAUAAAAAAUAAUAUAAAAUGUAUUACAAUCUCAUCUAAAACGCCGAAUAAAUUUAUUAAUUACGCAAAAUGUAAAAGAUUACUGAAAAAUACUAUUGAAAAUAAAAAUAGUGAAUUUUAUGUUAAAUUAUUAAAUAGGCUAAGUGAACUAGAAAAAAGUGACAUUUUAGAAGCAAUUGAAUUAAUUAGCAAGUGUAUUAACCAAAGCAAAAUAAGUAGCAUACCACCGACAGAUAAAGAUCUUGAAUAUGGAAAAAGUUUAUCAAUAUUAUUUGAAAAACAAAAAAUAAUUAAAAAUUAUCUUCAGUGCGGUCCAGUGUAUAUUUAUGGACAUAUUGAAUUUGAAAGUAAAGAUGUUUAUUUUAUCAAAGAUUUUAUUUCUUUAGAUGCGGAUUUAGAAGAAUCAACGUUAUUUAUUAUAGAUCCAGUAGAUGAAAAAAUAUUACCUAAAUUUAAAACUAUUAUUUUUUUAAAAGAAAGUGAGUCUUUUCCUACUGCUUUGAUAAAUAAUAUCUGUAAAUUAGAAUCUAUUGAUAAAUUUUAUUCUUAUUUUGUAAAAAAAGAUAAGCAAUAUAACACAAGAGAAGACUCUCAUUACAUAAAUCCUACACUUCCUUGGGAGUAUUCAAUACCUUUUUAUGAACACAUAUUUUAUUUAAUUAAUAGAUUAUUUCAUGAAAAUUAUUUAUUUAUUAGAUGUUUAGUACCAAAUAGAAUAUAUUAUAAUGGUAGCAAGCCUAAUACAUUUAUCUGUUGUCUUGAAUUUCCUAAAAUUGUUAAUAAUAAUGCUUUAUUAGCUACAUUUAAAUCUGAUGAAUUUUCUGUGAAAAAGGAUGCCAAUAAAGAUGCGUGCUAUAGAUUUAUUAUAAAAUUGGUAGAGUCGGGAUAUUUAGACAGCAAUUUUUUGCCUGUAAAAAGUAAAUUUAUUAAUGAAAAUCUUUUUUACAUCAAAAGUAUAAAAAAGAUCUAUGAUAUUGAUUUUCAAUCAUUAGAAGAGGCAUAUGUACUUAUAAAUAAUAUAAAAGAUGGAUAUGAAGAAUAUGACAAGUUUAAAAAAGAUUAUUAUUUCGAUAUAACACAAAAAAAUUUUCCUUUUUUUGAUCCAGAAGAAGUUUUAAGAAAGCAGGCCGAUUGCUUUAAAUGCUUUUCUGAUACAAUGAGUUUAUAUUUGUUUAAUAAUAGUAAUAUUGGAAUUUGUACAGGUGAAACAUUUACAGAGAAAGUUAACUAUAAAAAUACAGAAGUACGAUUUAUAAAAAGAAUAAGUUUUACACAACACGAAAAAAAUAUAAUUUUAAAUUUUCAAGUUGUUUUUUUCGGUGUAAAUUUUAAGCGCAUUACGUGUAGUCAAACUGUAGGUCGGAAAUAUGCUUAUUAUGUGUUGCCUAUAAAAAAUUUAGAGAUUGAUUUUGAAUACAUGAACGAAUUGUAUGAAAACUUCUUUUUUGGGAGUGUAUACGAUGUUAAUAAUCAUAGUAUUCUUAACAACUAUUUAUUAUUUAAUCCCAUUACUAAGUUAUUUUAUGAAUAUGUAGAAGAUACAGAUAAAAAAUUUACAGAUAUUACAAAUUCUAAGAUUAAAAAUCGUAAAAAUUUAGAUUUAUCGAAAAAAGAAUACACAUUUUUAGAGUAUUUUAUAUUUUUGUAUGGAAUUAAUUUAUCGAAUAGCGGUAAAAAUAAAAAUGUCAUUUUUACUGCUGUACCUUUUUCUCAUAAAAAAGAAAAAGAACCCGAAUUUCAUGCUUGUGAAAUAAUUUACGUGACAGUUGUUAAGAAAAGUAUAAAGAGUGAUUAUAAAAGAUUUGUAGAAUAUUUUAACAUAUUUGAAAUAUUGGCAUUAACUUACGAAUUUAAAGUUAAUAUGAACUUUUCUAUUUCUCAUUCUAACUUAGCGAUAUCUUUUACUUUGCAAGAUUCUUUGAAUGGACAGCAAAAUGAUUUAGGAUAUGAAAGAUUUGAGUUUAUUGGGGAUUCAGUAUUAAAAUAUUCUGUCAGUAAAUUUUUAUUUACUGAAUGUGGAUAUAAUCUUAAUAAGCUUGUAAGCACUAAAGAUGGUUUAGUUUGCAAUGAUCAUUUGUACAGAGUUGGCCGACAGAUAAAUUUACAAAAAUAUUUUUCACUUAAUAGAUAUACAGAACAUCUAUUUCAACCACCUGCCAUUCUCGAUUUAGAAUUUGAUAAAUCUCUUAUAGAAAGUCUAAAUUUAAAAAAUUUAUUUCAGAAUAAUAAUCAGUAUAAUUUUGUUAAGUUGUACAGUAGAAAACAAUCUCAAGAUACAAAUUUAGAAAAAGGUAAAAAAGUCUAUGCUGAUAUAGUCGAGUCAUUGAUUGGGGUUCAUUAUAUAGAACAGGGAUUUCAAAAGGCAUGGAAUUUUAUUAAAAGUAUAGGUAUAUUAGAAAAUCAUGGAAGUAAAAGACAUAGUAAUAAUUUUAUGACUAAAACACCAAAUAUAAUUCUACUAUGUGAAUAUGAAGGAAUAUUACCUCUUGCUAAUAUUUUAAAAGUAGAAAAAAUUAUUAAUUACACAUUUAAGAAUAAAGGAUACAUUGAAAAAGCCAUGAUACAUCCUUCGUAUAAAGAUAAUAUUUUUGGCUCAGAAAGAUUUCAAAAAUUAGAACUUGUAGGUGAUUGCUUUCUUGAUCUUAAAGUAUCUGAUUAUAUUUUUUUUAAAUACACGGAUGCUGACCCAGAAACUCUCCAUACACAUCGAAAAAGUCUUGUUAAUAAUCACACAUUUGCAAUGAUUCUAUUUAAAUCUGGACUCUACGACUUCUCCUUUACUGGAUUAAGCGAUCAAACAAGAGAUUUUAAUAAUAAUAAAGUAAGUAAAUGUUAUGGUGACAUUUUUGAGGCACUAGCAGGUGCAGUAAUUUUAGAUUCUGAGUUUGAUUUCGAGAUGACAGACAUGUUUUUUAAGACAGUACUAAAACUCAUGACUGAAAAUGUUUAUGAAUGCUAA